UUGGUGGUUGGUUCUUUGUCUUUCUCUAGUUUCCCUAGAAAGAAGAAGAGAGGCCGAGAGCUACGAGCAGCAGAGCAGUGGCCGGAGGAGAGAGAGAGAGAGAGACCGCGUGUAAGGAAGAAACGACAUCUUCUGUUGGAAUAACAGGAGGACAAGAAGUUGCGUACCUAGCCUCGCGUGAGGAGAAGGAGACAGAGGGAGACGCAGAUAUAAGGGCAUUCUCUUUGGUUUUGGAGGAGGAGCUGCAGAAAGAGAAAACAGGAGAACGUAGACGAUUAGAGAGAGAGAGAGUGAGCCGAGGAAGUGGAGAGAUAGGGAGACGGGUUGACGAGAGAGAAAGCUAGGGAGGAGACUGAGAGGUUGACUGAAGCUUGAGGGCAAGGAAGGGUGAGAAGAAGACGAAGAAAAGAACUACAGGGGGCCGACUUAGGAGAAGAGGAUGUUUUUGGGUUUUGGAGUUUUGAUUUGGGGUUUCGAAAUUUAAAAAGGAAGAGGUUUGAGCCGAAACAGAGAAGAGGGUGCUCGGGUUUGAGAAGAAAAGAAGAAGGAAGAGCGUCCUAAGGGGGUAAUUCACAAUUCAUCUAUUCUUUUAUCAAAACCAAUUGAGUUAGGCUUAAGCAAUGGCUGAUUUCCAAACCUCGACUCACCGAUCCAAGUGGAUAUUUACUCCUCAACAACUGGUCGAGAAAUAUAAAGCUGCUAAUCAAAAAGCAAUGCACAUGAUUGAAAAGUAUGGUACAACACAAAUGGAAGUAGAUGUUGAUGGUUCGUUAUCCUACCCAGCACCUCAAGCUAAUGCCAGAGAUAAUGGUGACAAGCAUUCUCGUCCAAAGCCUCUUAGUUUUGAGGAAGAAAAGUUUUUGCGAGUGUUUUAUGAGGCUAAACUUCGAGAAGUAUGCAGUGCUUUUUUCUUUCCUCAUAAAAUUCAGGCGACGGCUCUCAUAUACUUCAAAAGGUUUUAUUUGCAAUGGUCAGUCAUGCAACAUCACCCAAAACACAUAAUAUUAACGUGUGUAUAUGCAGCCUGUAAGAUAGAAGAAAAUCAUGUAUCUGCGGAGGAGCUUGGAAAAGGGAUUCAGCAAGAUCAUCAGAUGAUUCUUAAUUAUGAGAUGGCUGUUCUUCAGAGUUUGGAAUUUGAUCUAAUUGUUUAUGCUCCGUAUCGAUCUGUUGAAGGGUUUGUCAAUGAUAUGGAGGAAUUCAAUCGAGCAAAGGAUGAAGAAAUUGAAAGGCUGAGAGAUUUGCAUGAAACUGCAAAAUUGGAAGUUGAUAAGAUCAUGCUAACUGAUGCGCCACUUUUGUUUUCUCCGGGACAGUUGGCAUUGGCUGCUUUACGGACUGCUAAUGAGGUGCACAGGGUUCUUGAUUUUGAGAGAUAUCUGAGCAGCAUCGUCUCUUGUCAAAAUUCUGCACACGCUGUUUCAGAACUUACCAAAUUUUUAGAUGCCAUAGAUUCUUUGGUAAAGAGCUAUAAAUUCCCAACUGAAAAGGAUAUGAAGCACAUAAACCGCAAGUUAAAAUCUUGUUGGGGUCAUAAUGCACAUGAAGAUAAGAAACGGGAGAAGAAGUCCAAGCACAAGUCCUACAGGAGUUCACAUGAAACACAAAAUGCUUAACUAUUGUUAUGCUGUGUGUAUUGGUUUUCCCUCCUUUGGAUAUGAUACCACACCAUGUUUGAAGGCAGGCUUUAAACCAUGCACAGGAAAUGGGUGUUUUUGCAGCAUGCAUGGAAAAAGAAUCAUUGCAGAACUCUCUCCAGUGAUAUUUUGGCCAUUAGGACUGUUGAUUGAACACUAAGGGAGAAGCUAGAGAGAAACAAAGACUAAAAAUGCAUUGCUAGUUCGUGAAAGAUGAAUGUCAGUAUCAUGUUCUCAUGGAGUAACUUACAAAAUAUACCAUAGGCAAAGAAGGUUGUGGUCUAGAACUCCAUGAUUGCAAUUGAAUUCUUCUAAGGCAAUUAAUGUUGAGUCAAACAAGAAUUUGAUGACUGCAAUGGAAUUGUUGGUUUAUCAUAAA
Molecule: messenger RNA, 2013 nt
Organism: Carica papaya (papaya)
Lineage: Eukaryota; Viridiplantae; Streptophyta; Magnoliopsida; Brassicales; Caricaceae
Gene: CYCH;1
Product: cyclin H;1
Biological process (GO): regulation of transcription by RNA polymerase II
Molecular function (GO): cyclin-dependent protein serine/threonine kinase regulator activity
Source: RefSeq, a predicted model, not a curated record